UGUACCACUGAUCUCUACUACGAUACUAGUGCAUGCACUGUACAUGUACAUGUACGUGUACAUGUUACAUGAACACGUCCGCGCUGUAUAUACACAAGGACAUGUACAUGUACAUGUACAUGUACACGUACAUGUACACAUUAACGUGUACGUUUCAUCGAAAGGAAGCACAGUUCAAGAGUGUUUACCGUCUAGGCUUGGAAAGAGUAGCGACUUUCUCGCGCUGUUUUAGUUCUUAAUAAGCCGUGAUUUUAUCAAAAUGACGAGUCACGAACUUUGUGAGAGCCUUCUUACAUGGGUGCAAACGUUCAAUUUGGACUGCAGUCCGGAAUCAGUGGCUGAGCUUACAGAUGGUGUGGCACUCAGCCAGAUUCUUCGUCAAAUAGCGCCUACCUUCUUCAACACAGGCUGGUACAGCCGUAUAAAGAAGGAGGUUGGAGACAACUGGCGGAUACGGGUCAGCAACCUGAAGAAAGUCCUGGAAGGUAUCCUGGACUUCUACAAUGAUGUUCUGGGGCAACAGAUCUGUGAUUUUAAGCUACCUGAUGUCACUAAAAUUGCUGAGCGCCGUGAUCUUGAUGAGUUGGGUCGCUUGCUACAGCUCGUACUUGGCUGCGCCGUCAACUGUGAACAUAAAGAGGAGUAUAUCAAUGUCAUAAUGGGCAUGGAGGAAUCAGUACAGCAUGCCGUGAUGAACGCCAUCCAAGAGUUGAUGUCCAAGGAGAUCCCCAGCAACGAGCCCCCGCCCGAGGCCUACGCGGAGAUCGAGCGGCAACUCAAGCGCACCAUGGACGACUUGCAGCAUGCCCUUAUGGACAAAGAGGAAGUCAUGCAGAGGUGCCACGAGUUGGACCUCCAGGUUGCCUCUCUGACAGAAGAGCGAAACACUCUGCAUGGAGAAAAUGAACAGCUGCACGAGAGACUGGACCAAGGAGACAGUGUGGAUGACCCAAGCAAAAAGGUUGCCAUGCCAACAGAACCCAAAAGUACCCCUGCUGGAAGAAGGCACCAGCAUCUGCAGCAGACGGUGGAAGAACUGCAGGAGGAGAAUUUCCGUCUGGAAAACCUCCGCGAUGACAUGCAGAUAAGGAUGGACAUGUUGGAGCGAGAAGUGGUUGAAAUAUCUCAGAAAAAUGAAAAACUCACCAGCCUUGCCGAAGAGGCCAGAGCCCUCAAGGACGAGAUGGACGAAUUAAGACACACUUCAGAUAAGGUGGCCAAAUACGAGUCCACGAUAGAAACAUACAAGAAAAAGCUAGAGGACCUUAGUGACCUGAAAAGACAGGUUAAACUCCUUGAAGAUAAAAACACCAUGUACAUGGAGAACUCCAUGGAGCUUGAGGAGGAGCUGAAGAAAGCCAGUGCGCUUAAGUCUCAGCUUGAGAAUUACAAGCGGCAGGUGCAUGAGCUACAUGCAAAGGUCUCGGAGGAGACCAGGCGCGCGGACAGGGCAGACUUUGAGCUUCAACGGCACUCGGAGAAGGUGUUACAGUGCCAGGCAGAAAUUGAACGGCUGAGGAUGGAGCGAGAUUCCCUCAGAGAAACCAAUGAGGAGUUGACGUGCAACCAGCUGGCUGGGAACGUCAAUAUGGGCAUGUCGCCCGGCAGUCCUGGUAGCCCACUGUCGGCCAGUUUCGCUGACAUGAUGCCGUCAGAAAUUAGGGAGAAGAUUAUCCGUCUCCAGCACGAAAACAAGAUGUUGAAACUGAAACAGGGCGAGACGACAGACGAGAAGACACAGUUGCUACAGAGCCUUCUUGACGAUGCUGACGCAAGGAAGAACGAAUUGGAAUCAGAAAACAGGAUUGCCAAUCAGCGAAUCUUGUCUCUCGAGGCGGAGGUAGAGGAGUUGAAACUACAGCAGAGGGAGGAGGGUGUGUCUUCAUCGGUAGUCGGGGAGUCUGCUCAGAAAAAAAGCAAUGAGUUUAAUCAAGAUCUACGACUGAAACUAAGUGAGCACAAGGAGAAGUUACGGGAGACAGAUACAGAACUGCAGCGGAACAGAUCCUACAUAGACGAGCUGGAGCCAAAGUACACGGCAAGCACGGAGAGGGCGUCCAAUCUGCAGGAGAUGCUCAAGAAGAAGGAGGAAGACAUGCGGGCCAUGGAGGAGCGCUACAAGAAGUACCUGGAGAAGGCCAAGAGCGUCAUCCGCACCCUGGACCCCAAGCAGAGCCCGGCCAGCUCCAACGAGAUCCAGCUCCUCAAGGCCCAGCUGCACGAGAAGCAGAAGAUCAUCGAGCACCUUGAGCACGAGAGAGAAAAAUCUAAAGUGAUGAGGGACAGUGAGGAGAAACUCAUUGUGUCUGCUUGGUAUAACAUGGGCAUGCACAUGCAUCGCAAGGCAGCCGAGGACAGGCUAGCCAACUCCAGCACCGGUCAGUCCUUCCUUGCCCGCCAACGCCAAGCCUCCAACCGCCGCUCUCAGGCCAUCAUCAGCGGUCACUCCUCCAACGCCACGAGGUGAAAAGGUCAAUCGGGUCACGAGGUUCAAAGUUCACUUCAGGUGAACCCUCACCUUUCUUGGAAAUUGUAAAACAGUCCCACCCUAGGAGAAUUCCUCACAGGCAAGGUGGCACUCCGAUUAAAACUAUCCCUGUUCACGGUUACUGAGCAGCUCUUGGUGGUUAAAAAUUCAGGGCUCAGUGUCAAAGUUGUGCUUGCAAUUAAAAUGAAAUCACUGCUUACCAAAGCCAAGAAUUCUCCUACACUUAGGGUUUCUCGUGGGUUGCCUCCAUUCUUUUGUAGGCUUUUGCGCUAACAAGGUUGAUACAGUUUGUCUGUGCUAGCUCAGUGAAUCCAAAAGUACAGUGUGUAAGUGCACAGUGCAGUAGGUUACAGAGUGUACAGAAUCGAGUCCAGACUACUGCUUAAGCGCCAGAGUUGUGGUGGUGUUCAGAUCGUCACACGACCACCACCAGCCAAUUAGAGGGUCUCCGUCUGGUCUCAAGCCAGAAGCUGUUCGUGUGUCAUUGUGCUGGUCCCACCACUUGUGAGCAGAUUUGUAAUGGAGUUUGAGCAAUUCGAUAGCAACUCGGCUGAGUGGUGUCACCACCCAAGCCCUCACCCUGAUGCCAUGACUUCACUCCAUAUAAGGGCAAUCAUGCAUAUUCACACCAGAGGUCUUAACCACUUCGUGCUGGGGUACCCGGUUUCAGGGACAUAGGCUUUAUACAUGAAGCUCGGGAGUCUGAAACCAGACAAAAGAGCUGGACCUUGUAACAAAAGACCGUACUAGAAACGAAAGACUGAGCUGCUUGGCAUUACCAACUUUUUUCAGUUGUCAAUAGCGGAGGAAAUCCAUCAUUGUUUUGAAAGAUUAUACCACUGUUUGUGGCAUUCAG
Acanthaster planci (crown-of-thorns starfish) is the source of this 3344-nucleotide messenger RNA. RefSeq names its product protein Hook homolog 3-like. The record is from RefSeq and is a predicted model, not a curated record. Lineage: Eukaryota; Metazoa; Echinodermata; Asteroidea; Valvatida; Acanthasteridae. Gene Ontology annotation, molecular function: microtubule binding; dynein light intermediate chain binding. Gene Ontology annotation, cellular component: cytoplasm; centrosome. Gene Ontology annotation, biological process: cytoskeleton-dependent intracellular transport; cytoplasmic microtubule organization.